This is a messenger RNA of Doryrhamphus excisus (bluestripe pipefish), 2577 nucleotides long. RefSeq names its product Zic family zinc finger 5 (gene zic5). NCBI's taxonomy places the organism in Eukaryota, Metazoa, Chordata, Actinopteri, Syngnathiformes, Syngnathidae. Gene Ontology annotation, biological process: regulation of transcription by RNA polymerase II. The record is from RefSeq and is a predicted model, not a curated record. Gene Ontology annotation, molecular function: DNA-binding transcription factor activity, RNA polymerase II-specific; RNA polymerase II cis-regulatory region sequence-specific DNA binding. Gene Ontology annotation, cellular component: nucleus.
AGGACAGAGUGAAGGGGGGAAAGCGGAGUUAGAAGCCGGACAAAAGAACUUAUACAGCCCCUUAUAUCCAUAUUUCCAUGUUUUGGCGCGCCAUGGACCGGUGCGAGUAGUCAUGGAAGCCCCUUUAAGCAAGAGGAACCCCGCGUUAAGAUUAGUGGAUUUGGCAGCGACUCAAGCCCUUCCUCACCAGAACAUGACAGGCUUCCCGGGGUUGGGGGGGCAUCACCCUCUCUCCCACCAUGCCCACCUCCACCCUGGGGAGCUGGCCAACGACCCCGGCGUGGCACUCACUCCAUUUGGACCGGAGCACAUGGUACAGACCAGUGCUGUCAAGCUUAGCCCCUCGCAGCACAUCCAGAGCCACCACGAAGCCCAGACCGCGGCGGCGGCUGCAGCAGCGGCGGCGGCGGCAGCGGCGGCGGCGGCAGCGUCCUUCGCUCCGGCUCAGAGCACCGUGGGCUUCCCCGGCGUGGGCCACCCCCACUCGGGAAGCUACUCGAGCAGCAGGGACUUGAUCCUCAGGAGAGAACUGUCAGCCUCUGCCAUGCACGCUCUUGGCGAACAGUCCGCCUCCUCCCCCCAUCACCACCACCACCACCAUGGCGUCUUCAUCUCCCCAACAGGUGCGUACAGCCACGCGGAGAGCGGGAGCCUCUUCUCGGGGCUCCACGAGCAGGCGUCCCCCGGCUCGCAUCAUGCCCUUAACGGCCAGAUGCGCCUGGGUCUACCAGGGGACCUGUACGCCAGGUCGGACCACUUCGCGGCCAGACAGGACCACUACGGAGCCUCCACUCUGCACGGCUACAACUCGGCCAGCCUCAACGUGAACGCUCCCCACGGCCCCGCGGGGGCCUUCCUGAGGUACAUGCGGCAGCCCAUCAAGCAGGAGCUCAUCUGCAAGUGGGUCGAACCGGAGCAGCAGAGCCCCAAGAAGACUUGCUCCAAGACCUACAGCACCAUGCACGAGCUGGUCAACCACGUCACGGUGGAGCACGUCGGCGGGCCCGAGCAGAGCACGCACGUCUGCUUCUGGGAGGAGUGCCCGAGGGAGGGGAAGGCGUUCAAGGCCAAGUACAAACUCAUCAACCACAUCAGAGUGCACACCGGGGAGAAGCCUUUCCCGUGCCCCUUCCCGGGCUGUGGGAAGGUGUUUGCCCGCUCGGAGAACCUGAAAAUCCACAAGAGGACCCACACAGGUGAGAAGCCCUUCAAGUGCGAGUUUGAAGGCUGCGACCGGAAGUUCGCCAACAGCAGCGACCGGAAGAAGCACUCCCAUGUGCACACAUCCGACAAGCCUUACUACUGCAAAGUGCGCGGCUGCGACAAGUCCUACACGCACCCGAGUUCCCUGCGCAAACACAUGAAGGUGCACUGCAAAUCCCCAACGCCCCCUAACAGCACCACGUACAUCGCCUCUACGAACCCGCUGGAAGAGCCUCUCUCCCCGGAUAUGCAGCAGCACCGUAGCCGCUCAACAACCAACAUCUCCCCGCAGGUCACCAACCUGAAUGAGUGGUAUGUGUGUCAGGGCAGCGGCGGUAGUGGCGGGGGGGUCCAGCAGCAACAACAGCAGCACCAUCAUCAUCACCAUCAACAUCAGCAUCAUCAUCAUCACUUGCACUCCCCCUCCAGCGAGGUGCCCACGUCAGAGUCAGAAGAUGAGGACUCAUUCAGACACUCGGACCCCAGGACGAUGCUAUGAUUGACACAUAUUUCAUAUGUUCACCAUCAAACGAGGAUGCAGUGCAGGCUUACUUCAUGAUUGAAAGGGAACAGAUUCCCUGUUAAAUUCACACCUGUUCUAUUGAAUAUCAUGAAAAAUUACAGCAAUAUUAAAAAUCACAUCACUCAGUCUAACAAGUGUCCUAUGUAACGUACUUUUUGGGGCCAUUCUCCACUAAAACCGAGGUACAAAUUUUGAUAAAAAACGCCCAAGGGUUCAUUUUUGUAAUAUUUAAGAGCUAUUUAAGUCUAUAUUUUAUGCAAAAUGCAUGUCCCAGGAGACGCUAGAUGUAAAAAAAAAAAAAAAGGCGUGGUUGUAUAUAUGUUUGUGAUAUCAUGUGUUCGUUUUUUUGGUAUAAUUGUAAUUUAUUCACUGGUUUUUAAAUGUUGAAAAUGACAAAAGAACCAAAGAUUCAUGUUAAUAAUAAUAAUAAUAAUAAUAAUAUUAAAACCAAUUUUGGUGAUGCCCUAAAUAGUAGUAACCUGCUGAUAUUUUUUGUAACUUUUUGCAAAUUUUUCAAUUGUUAUUAUUAUAAAAACAUUUUUGUCCAGUUAAAAAAAAAAACACUUGAAUAGGCUGUGUAAUGUGAAUUAUUUUCUCUCUUUCUCUGUCUCUCGCAUGCCUUGUUUUUUUUUUAAAUGUUUUUUUUUUUUUAAUGUGGCUCUUGUUGAGGUGCAUGGUGCCAUUUGAAUGUGAUGGAUGUUAAAACGAAAAAAAGAUGGGCUAUGAUUGUGCAGACCCUUGAUGUUUAAACUGGCAUUUACAAUAUUAAAAAAGGUGCAAAAAUAAAUACCAGAACGUAAUGUAACUUUUUAUGUGUCACAUUGUUAUUCUUGACUUUUGCUAUAAAGUUA